AUGAAGUUUCUCAGUCUUCUGGUAAUUGGUGGCGCUGUAGCUUCAGCUCAAAAUAUUAAUAAUGGCGGAUCCUCGAAUUUUACGGAUGUGGGCACGAACUUCACCACGAAUGCCACAUAUUCGAACCCGAUCAUGACAUUGAACGUUGGAGAUCCAUGGAUGACGAGGUACCAAUCGAACGGUGAAGGAUGGUAUCUCUUCACGUAUUCCACCAACGACAACGUGACGCUGAAGCGCUCUCAAUCUCUGACAGAUGACUGGGACCAUGCCGAUGAGAGAGUGGUGUUCAAUCCAGAUCCAAAUAGCGGCUUGCCGUAUGCCACCGAUCUCUGGGCUCCGGAAAUCCACAACAUCUCCGGAACCUGGUACAUAAUCUUCAGCGCGACGCCAGACUUCGAUGCCCCGCCACCACUUGUUGACGCAAUGUGUCCGUUCGAAUGCCCAGCCGUCAAUCAUCGAAUGUUCGUCUUGCAAGGGGACGGUCCAGAUCCUUGGACUUGCAAUUUUACCAUGAAAGGAAUGCUCGAUACUUUCGAUCAGUUCGCUAUCGAUGGGACGUUCUUUCAGUAUAAUGAUCAGCUGUACCAUAUUUACAGCUGUUGGGAAAACACUUACAGUGCUUGGCCAGCAAAUCUCUGCAUUACUCAGCUUUCGGAUCCUUGGACCGUGGCAUCGAAUCUGACGGAUCGGAGAAUGAUUUCUGUGCCUGAUCAGCCAUGGGAGCAGGUACCGUAUGGCCGAGCUGGGAGGUUAGCAACGAACGAAGGUCCCGAGCAAUUGACGAAUCCCACCACUGGGCAAAAUUUCGUCGUAUACUCAGCAGCGAGAGUGAAUACACCGUUCUAUUGUCUCGGUAUGCUAGAGCUUGUUGGAAACGAUCCCAUGCAGUACCAAAGCUGGAAGAAGCAUACAGAUGGAUGUGUGUUCCAUCAGAAUACCCAAGCUGGCGUUUAUGGAACUGGACAUGCCAGCUACACGACCAGUCCUGAUGGAAGUGAGGACUAUGUGGUAUAUCAUGCUUUGACCACGCCUAAUCCACCUUCAAACAUCUAUCGAACUGUGAGAACGCAGAAAUUCACUUGGAACUCAGAUGGUACUCCAAACUUCCCUCUGGCAGCAAAUGGGCCAUUUCCGGUUCCUGCAGGGCAAGCGCAUUGA
Mollisia scopiformis is the source of this 1158-nucleotide messenger RNA. Its product is annotated as alpha-N-arabinofuranosidase 2. Bases 1 to 1158 code for a protein of 385 amino acids. Gene Ontology annotation, biological process: carbohydrate metabolic process. Gene Ontology annotation, molecular function: hydrolase activity, hydrolyzing O-glycosyl compounds. The record is from RefSeq and is a predicted model, not a curated record. The transcript has 4 exons. NCBI's taxonomy places the organism in Eukaryota, Fungi, Ascomycota, Leotiomycetes, Helotiales, Mollisiaceae.